Sinocyclocheilus rhinocerous is the source of this 556-nucleotide messenger RNA. RefSeq names its product double C2-like domain-containing protein gamma. Gene Ontology annotation, biological process: exocytosis; regulation of calcium ion-dependent exocytosis; spontaneous neurotransmitter secretion. The record is from RefSeq and is a predicted model, not a curated record. Lineage: Eukaryota; Metazoa; Chordata; Actinopteri; Cypriniformes; Cyprinidae. The transcript has 3 exons. The coding region runs from base 187 to 489 and encodes 100 amino acids. Gene Ontology annotation, cellular component: synapse; postsynaptic membrane; neuron projection.
CAUGGGAAACUAUGUGGCAUGAAAGUUGAUUACCAUUUCUUGUAAAAUAUGCAGUAUUGUUUCAUGGGGACAUAAAAUCCAAACUGUAGAAAUGACCCAAUUUGACUUUGCAUUGAAUUGAAUUGACUGUGUUUAACACCUGGUACGCAGGCGAGACGUACUGCUGGCGCAGGUGCAUCUCGUGGCAUGGCGCUCUAUGAGGAGGAGUUGAAGGACGAUGAAGAGGGAGGGGAGAGGGGACGUAUCCUGAUUUCUCUCACUUACAACAGCCAGCAGAGUCGUCUGAUUGUGGGUGUAGUUCGAUGUGCUCAUCUGGCAGCAAUGGACGCGAAUGGCUAUUCGGACCCCUUUGUAAAGAUUUACUUGAAGCCUGACAUGGGAAAGAAAGCAAAGUAUAAAACUCAGAUCAAGAAGAAGACACUUAACCCUGAGUUUAAUGAGGUACUCUUUCUUUCUGUCUGUGGCGCUAUAACCUGCAGUGAACAGUGAGCAUCUUGACGCACUCGACACUGACGUGACACCAUGACAGUGCUUUAAUACGCUCUGACACUAUAAU